Molecule: messenger RNA, 1358 nt
Organism: Paramecium sonneborni
Lineage: Eukaryota; Ciliophora; Oligohymenophorea; Peniculida; Parameciidae
Source: the annotation of a GenBank genome assembly
UUUAAUUUAAGAAUAAAUAUUAGCAUUUGCCAAAUGGGAAAUAAAAUUGAGAUAGAAUUUGAUAAAUUUAACUCUGAUAUCACUUGGAGAGGAGUAUACAGUAAAUAAGGAAUUAAGGUUGGAGUAUGGGAAAUAUACUGGAAAUAUGGAGAAAAAAAUACAAAAAUGUAUCAAUAAAUUAAUAUAAAUGAUAGAGCUGGUGGGGAAUAUGAUUAGUAAGGACGAAAAUUUGGAAAGUGGAUUGAAUAAUGUGACAGGUUCAGAUAUGGGAAUUAAUCCAUUUCAAUUGGAAAGUACAAUAAAUAAGGUGUAAGAGUGGGAAUUUGGGAGUUAUAAUGUAAAAUUGAUGGGAAAAUUAAUAAAAUGUAACAUAAUUUAGAUAAUAUUGAAGUGGUGGAGGUGAGUACAAUGAAUAAGGAUGUAAAAUUGGAAAAUGGAUUGAAUAAAGUGAAGAAUUUUAGUUUGUUAAUUAAACUACUUGGACUGGAGAGUAUAAUAAAUAAGGAGUAAAGACUGGAUAAUGGGAUAUAUAUUGUAAUUUAAAAGGUAAUAAUAAUAAAGUGUAACUAUAUUUUAUAAGUUAUUAGGGGUGGUGGACAGUAUAAUGAGUAUGGAUUUAAGAUAGGAAAAUGGGUUGAAUAGUGUGAUGGAUUUUUGAUAGAUAAUUAAUCUUUACAAAUUGGAGAAUAUAGUGGAGGAGUUAAAGUAGGAACUUGGGAGAUAUUUUGGAGGUAUGAUGAUAAAAUGAAUAAAAUGUAAUACAAACAUAAUUAAAAUUAUUAGAGGCGGCGGAGAGUAUGAAUAAGGACAUAAAGUGGGAAAGUGGAUUGAGUAAGGUAUUAGGUUUGAAAAUUUGAAUUAAUCUACUUGGAUGGGAGAGUAUAAUAAUGAAGGAGUGAAAGUAGGUUUAUGGGAAAUAUAUUAUUAAUAUUGGGAUCAAUAAAGAUCAAAGAUGUAAUAAGCAAUAAUAACUUAAAUUAUUAGUGGUGGUGGAGAGUAUGAUUGUUAAGGAUGUAAAAUAGGAAAGUGGGUUGAAUAAAGUGAGAAAUUUAGAUACGGAAAUUAAUCUACUUGGAGUGGAGAAUAUAAUCAAGGAAUAAAGUAAGGAACAUGGGAUAUAUAUUUUAGAGAAAAUGGGGAAGAUAAGCUUAAUGUUAAAAUGUAAUAAUUUAUUUGAUCUUUAUCUAAAUAUUAGUGGUGGUGGAGAUUAUGACGAGAAAGGACAAAAAAUUGGAAAGUGGAUAGAAUAGAAAGAUGGGUUUUAUUAUAGUGACUAUAUAAACAAUAAAUAUAUAAUUAUGGGUGAGUAUUAAAACGGAGUUAAAUUAGGAUAAUGGAAAGAGUCUAUAUUAAAAUGA